AUGGUUAAUGUUCUCUAUUCACUUGUCGAUGUUAAUCAACGAUUUGAUCAAUUAGUACUUGAUCCACUUUAUAUUCGUAAUCUUGAUAUGACUUCUAUGACGAUGAAAUCAUAUCAUGAUCGUAUCUACUCUAUAGACAAUCAAGUUCUUUCAAGAAUUUGUAAAAAUAUUUUACCUCGCAUUCACCAUCAAAUAAAUGAACUCAUUGUUGAACAACAUUCAAUGGAACUUGUUCUUCAUACUAUCCAUUAUCCACACCUUUACUCAUUAUCACUAAUAGAUUUUCAAGAAGAAGUACUUCUCAAGUAUUUAAGAGGUGACACAAUUCUUCGCAAACUUCUGAUUGAACAAAUUACAUGUCUUCAUAUUGAAAUCAACGAUAAAACAACACCAUCACCACUUCCUGAAAUUCGUUCGAGUAUGUUUAUUUUGAUUUUAUCUUUAUGUAAACGAUUAAUCAAAUUAAACUUUACUCCAUUCUAUCAUCGAUCAACGUUUUAUGCUUUGGAUUUAUCAUCAAUCGAUUGCAUGUCUUCAACUUUGACUGAAUUGGAAAUUUAUGUGAAAACUUUCGAUGAUUGUCUCUAUCUACUUGAUGAACGUCUCAAUUGUUUAUCAACACUGAAAAUACAUGUGAAAGAAAUUGUAUAUACACCAGAAACUAUAGAUAACACAUUCACAGAUGAUGGAUCCAUGGCUCUUUGCUUAGCUAAUUCAUUAGUAGCUCGUCAUAGUUUCGAACCUUAUGAUCAAUUGGUUCGCUAUAAAUGGUGGUUUAGACAUGGUUAUAUGUCAUCGACAGGAAACUGUUUUGAUAUUGGUGAUGCUACUAGAAAAGCACUGUGUGAGUUUGAAAAGACACAAAAAGCCUUCGCACACGAGCACGGUCUUCCAUUAGAAGAAAUCGAUUUUCUAUCAGAUAAGAAGCUUCUCGACAAUUUUCCUAUCUAUUGCAGUCCAGAUGGAGCAGCUGGUAAUCGUUCACUUAUGCGUUAGCACCUGUUUCUCUAUUUUUCUAUCGAAAACCAGAAGUUGCCGUUGAAUUCUCUGGAAUUAGUGGUCGAAUUACUCACGGAGAUAAGAAAGCCUUAGAUGGAUGUCGCUAUAAUGGAGCUCUCAUUGUAGCUGCUAUGCGCGAUUACACAUAAGAAAAAACUGCUCAGCGAAGGAUUUUAUUUAUCCGAAAUUAAGAAAUGGUUCAAAAACGAUCCUUUACAUUCAGAAAUUGAAAAUAUUGCUAAAGGAUCAUUUAAGAAAGAAAAAGGAUAUGAUGAUGGAAUGCGAGGUAAAGGUUACAUUGUUUAUUUUCUUGAAGCGG
Messenger RNA from Rotaria sordida, 1318 nucleotides. NCBI's taxonomy places the organism in Eukaryota, Metazoa, Rotifera, Eurotatoria, Philodinida, Philodinidae. The record is from the annotation of a GenBank genome assembly.